AAAACCCAAGUUGAACGUGCUCAAAGAAAUAAAGAAGAAGAAAAUAGGGAAUCAUCAGUCGAAGAUUUAUAUAAAAACUUAAAUAAAUACGCCAACCAUUGGAUUACAAUUGGAUUAAAAAUAUUCUAUUGGUUAUUACAUCUAGUAUUUAACAUAGAUAGCAUAAAUGCUGAUCUUGUAACUCCUCUUGAAAUAUAUAGAUGGUAUUAUACUAUACUACAUUCAAAAUAUUUAUGGGUUAAUAUAGCUAUGACCUUUUCAAAAUUUAGUAUUUUGAAUGCCAUUAGCAAUCGAUUAAAUAAUUGGCUCAGUGAUGGUAAACUUGCGUUUUGGCGCAAAAUAAAAACUAAAAUGAAGAAAAGGAAGAAAAUAGUAAUCGGAUACAUGAUAGUCUUGAAACCAAUAUCAGAAAGUAUAGCAGCUCGCAAAGGAAACGAAUAUGUAUCGACGAUUCAAGAUUUACACGAAGAAACGCAAUCCUCCCCGCACGAAUUAAACCUUGGGCACUUGACCAGAGAACCCACUGGAAAAGUAAUAAUCAAAGAAGACAUGGAAUCAACAUAUGUAAAAUAUCUCGGAGAUAUGUUCGACAAAAUCAACACUGUGCAACAGACAGCAAGAGAAAACUCGAUAACGUCCAAGAUGAAGCCAGAAGAGUAUUACUACAGACGAAUCAACUCGCAAAAUUCCAAAGUAGGAUAUCUAGUAUACCCAAUAAAGGAACCUAGUAAAGGAAAAUUUCCUUGUCAAUAUAAAGGACCGCAUAAAGUGUUAGAAAUUUUGCAAAAUCAAAACGUUAAGAUCGAAGUAAAAGGAGUCCCGCGAACAGUGCAUUUGAACAAAUUAAAACUAGCGCAUAACCGAAAUAGAUUAUAGCCAGAACAAUGCUAUGAG
This is a messenger RNA of Bombus pyrosoma, 894 nucleotides long. RefSeq lists its product as uncharacterized. The record is from RefSeq and is a predicted model, not a curated record. The transcript is spliced from 2 exons. NCBI's taxonomy places the organism in Eukaryota, Metazoa, Arthropoda, Insecta, Hymenoptera, Apidae. Bases 250 to 876 code for a protein of 208 amino acids.